AUGCGGAAAGUAGUGUUGUUAUUGCUACUCGGCUAUAUCGUGGCCCACACCUUUUAUUUUAUCUACUCCCUAAUUCACGUGUCCUACACAAGAAGAGAAUUCUCGAAACGGGAUCUUUCUGAUGGCCCAUUGGUGCUCAAGGAAGGUGUUGUCGCGAAAAAAGGCAAAGUCAUUGCACUUAACAAGAAGCCCAAAAAGAAACCUAUCAAAGAACCAGUGCAUGUCGGAGGUGCAAAAGCUGCCAGUCUUUUGCGUGGUAAAUUUUUAAACAAUUCAAGCAAGAUUGUCCACCCCAAGAAGACGAGGAAACCUCCAUCUCUAGAACCUGAAUUCAUAAAGAAUUUCACUGCGGAAGCGAAUUCGAUGUCAAGUUCGAAGCACCUCAUCUAUUUUACUGUAGUGAAUGGGGCAUUCGAGAAGCUGACACUAAACUGGCUGUGCAAUUUGGCUAUUUUCAAGGUUUGCCUUUAA
Molecule: messenger RNA, 471 nt
Organism: Cooperia oncophora
Lineage: Eukaryota; Metazoa; Nematoda; Chromadorea; Rhabditida; Trichostrongylidae
Source: the annotation of a GenBank genome assembly